This is a messenger RNA of Sardina pilchardus (European sardine), 980 nucleotides long. RefSeq lists its product as uncharacterized. NCBI's taxonomy places the organism in Eukaryota, Metazoa, Chordata, Actinopteri, Clupeiformes, Clupeidae. Gene Ontology annotation, molecular function: structural constituent of eye lens. The record is from RefSeq and is a predicted model, not a curated record. The transcript has 4 exons. Gene Ontology annotation, biological process: lens development in camera-type eye; visual perception. Bases 405 to 929 code for a protein of 174 amino acids.
GAGAACUCAGUAGGCCUGAGAGCAUGAACAUUUUUUUUGCGUCUAACAAGGGAUAUCUGACUUCUUAUCUAUUUUUGGAGCUACCAUCACAAAGAACGAUGUACAGUUUACACAUCAUUAGAGAAUUAGACAAUCACAGAUGUGUACACGAAUGUGUACUCUCACAAACCUUGCAUAGAUAGAACCAUAGCUAUAAUUGCACAUCAGUUAUUGUUUUAGAAGUCCUGAGAAAAACAGUGAAAGCAAUUUUCAUAAAAUAUGGAUUUCCGCCUCUGAAGACCUCCCAGACUACAGUAGAGCCUAUUUUGAAGGUGAGCUGAUCUACAUGAAGUGGGCUGGAGAAGCAGAUGAGAGUGGUGGUAUAAAAAGGUUGGAAAACAUGUGGAAUCUCUCCAACGGAGACCAUGGGUAAGAUUAUCUUUUACGAGGACAGGAACUUCCAAGGUCGUAGUUAUGAGUGCAGUAAUGACUGCACAGACCUGCACUCGUACUUCAGCCGCUGCAACUCCAUCAAGGUGGACAGCGGCUGCUUCAUGAUAUAUGAACGCCCCAACUACAUGGGCCACCAGUACUUCAUAAGGAGGGGGGAGUACCCAGAUUAUCAGAGGUGGAUGGGCUUCAGUAACUGUAUCCGAUCUUGCAGAGUCAUUCCCAUGUACCGUGGCUCCUACAGGAUGCGUAUCUAUGAGAAGGCCGACUUUGGUGGUCACAUGAUGGAAUUCAUGGAUGACUGUCCCUGCGUGUCCGACCGCUUCCACCACCGCCAUGUCUACUCCUGCAACGUGAUGAACGGCUACUGGAUCUUUUACGAGUACCCAAACUUCAGGGGCAGACAGUACUUCGUGAAGCCAGGGGAGUACAGGAGAUAUCGAGACUGGUGUGCUACCAGCGCAAUUGUUGGCUCUUUCAGAAGGGUCACUGACUUUUAGCCAUUCUAUACCUGCUUGUACUGUAAAUAAAUUAAAUGUCCUUGAAUUUUU